Messenger RNA from Staurois parvus, 834 nucleotides. The record is from the annotation of a GenBank genome assembly. Lineage: Eukaryota; Metazoa; Chordata; Amphibia; Anura; Ranidae.
AUGUCUGGAGUGCGGGUGGCAGUGGUCACAGGAGGCAAUAAAGGGAUAGGCCUGGCCAUAGUCAGAGCUCUGUGUAAGCAGUUCCAGGGGGAUGUCUAUCUGACAGCCAGGAACACUCAGCUGGGAGCAAAAGCUGUGCAGGAGCUGAAGGAGAAGGAAGGAUUGUCCCCGUUAUUCCACCAGCUGGACAUCAAUGACCUGAACAGCAUCCGGGCUCUGCGGGACUUUCUAAAGGAUAAGUACGGGGGGCUGGAUGUGCUGAUCAAUAAUGCCGGCAUUGCAUUCAAAGCUGCUGACACAACCCCAUUUGGUACCCAAGCUGAAGUGACACUGAAGACCAACUUCUUUGCCACAAGAGAUGUUUGCCACGAGCUGCUGCCACUUAUUAAACCAAAUGGGCGAGUUGUCAAUGUUUCCAGCAUGAUGAGUUCUAUGUCUCUUGCAAAGUGCAGCCCUGAACUGCAGGAAAAAUUCCGCAGUGACAUCAUCACUGAGGAAGAGUUAGUGAAACUGAUGGAGAAGUUUGUGGAAGAUGCCAAGAAGGGAAUCCACAAAGACCAAGGAUGGGCAGACAGUGCUUAUGGGACAUCCAAAAUAGGAGUAACUGUGUUAUCCAGGAUCCAAGCUCGACAGCUUAAAGAGACCCGGAAAGGAGAGGGCAUCGUCCUGAAUGCCUGCUGUCCGGGUUGGGUGAGGACUGAUAUGGCUGGUCCCAAGGCUCCCAAGUCUCCAGAUGAAGGAGCCGAGACCCCAACCUAUUUAGCUCUUCUACCUCUUGAUUCAGCUUCACCAUAUGGGGAGCUGGUUAGCGAGAAGAAAAUUGUAACUUGGUGA